Messenger RNA from Glossina fuscipes, 2669 nucleotides. RefSeq lists its product as uncharacterized. Gene Ontology annotation, cellular component: cytoplasm. Gene Ontology annotation, molecular function: ubiquitin conjugating enzyme binding; ubiquitin protein ligase activity. The record is from RefSeq and is a predicted model, not a curated record. The transcript has 5 exons. Lineage: Eukaryota; Metazoa; Arthropoda; Insecta; Diptera; Glossinidae. The coding region runs from base 262 to 2202 and encodes 646 amino acids. Gene Ontology annotation, biological process: proteasome-mediated ubiquitin-dependent protein catabolic process; multicellular organism development.
GUGAGUAAAAAACGUUUAUUUCAUUUUUCAUUACAUGCUGCCAGCGAGUUAUCAAAAUCGCAGCAUAUAUGCAUCUGAGAAUAAACUGAAUACAGAAAAUUGUCUAAACAGUAUGAGAAAUAAGCGCGAAUCUGUUACACGUUUGCAACGGUACUUCUCAUUAAGCAAAUUAUAAGAAAAUCAAAAAAAAAACAGAAAAUAAUUUCGAAACGAAAUACAAUUAAUUCGUGGUUUAUAACGCAACAAUGAACAAUUGAAUCAAUGCUAGUUAAAGAAGACGUGAAAUUAUUGUCAAUUAAACUUAAAUCGGACAAAGAUUUGGAUGAUGAAGUAAACUAUGCUCAGCAAAGUUGUAAAGGCACACCUUUCGCUAUGUCUGCAACAAGUGCAAACGAAAAAUGGGAAAAACCUAAAGAUGAUGAUUUAACAGAUGCCGAGGAUCAUUCGGAAUCUUUUGUUCGUUUAUUGAAAAUUCCAAAAACCCCCAACGGUUCUUGCGGCUUUCAUUUAACACGUACCAAAUGGGAUCCUUAUCCAUGGGUUAGUGGUGUUGACGAUUUUGCGCCAGCUAAACAAUGUGGUCUGAAGGCAGGCGAUUGUGUUUUAGAGGUUAAUGGGUUCGAUGUAUUGGGUUUACGUAUCGCGAAAAUUGCAAAAUUGGCAAAAACCACAGACGAACAUUAUAUAACGUUAUUGCUAUGGAGUAAUAAUUGCAAUAAAUGCACGGAUGAUGACGCCGAAAGCUUAUGCGCUGCUCCCAUGCCACGCAGCAUGCAAAGAUUGGCUUUAAUUGUACAAGAGAUUCUCAAUAUAAUUGAAUGUCCCGUAUGCCGUGAUACUAUAACUCCGCCAGCUAUGCAAUGUCAAAAUGGUCAUUUGGUGUGUCUCGCUUGUCGUAUACGCGCCAAAAAUUGUCCCAUUUGUCGUGGCUUUUACACGCCGAGACCAGCAUUAAUAGCUGAGCAAAUAUUUACAACCAUUAGUAGCGCCUUUAAUUUUUUACGUAGCGAAAAUAAAAUGCGUGAAAAACUGUUUGGUCGUCACAUACAUCAACGACAAACCAUUCAAGGGACUCUAUCAUUACAUCGUACGAAACAUAAAUCCGUUAAAUGUGACAAUACAUUAACUGAGGAGAGUAACACUUUAAGAUGCCAUCCGACAAUCAAAGAUAAAUUUCUAAUAGAGUCGAUGCAAAAUAGUGAAGAAUAUUCCAUAGAUAGCUUUUCAAUGGGUGACAAUGCGAACACGACAUUAUCAUCAAUGGAAACUAUGCCAAUAGCAACAACAACAACACCAACAACAACAAGUGCAAUGUCUAGAAGACAAAGCAACGGCACCAGUAAACAAUCAAAGGACCUGAUAUCGUUAGUACCAUUAAACACAAAUCAAUUGCAUAGUUUUACAACAACAACAACAACAACAACAACAACAACAACGAUAACAACAACAAGAACAACAACAAAUCACAAGUUAAAUUACGACCGACAACAAUCCAAUAAUGUUGAGCAAUGCGAUAAAUCUAAAGCAAACAAUAAAUUUAAUAUAAACCAUGAUUUAAGCACUCCGUAUGCCUUUUGGCAAGCGGAUUCUAUUUGUAAUUCAUCACCGUUGUUAUACGUUGGCUGCCGUAGACCACGUUACCAUAUAUAUGAAGACAAUAAAACAUAUUGGAACGAAACUAUACCGAAUGAUAUAAAAGCCGCACAUUCCACAAAAAAUAGCAGCGACAAUGAAAAUAAUGAAUUUACACUUGGCGAUGACAGCUCCGGCAAUGCAUCAAGCCUUCCUUACUGUUCUGAUGAUUGUAAUAAACGUCCAAAGUCAUACAAGUUUUUAAAGCAAAAUUUAUGUUCAUCUUCUGCUCCUAUCUUAUUCCCGUCGCCAUUGCCAUUUCUGUCAUCAACAUCAUCUUCAUCAUCAUUAUUUUCGUCACUUGCAUCAUCGUUUUCAUCUUUGCCGUUGCCUUUGGAUAAUAAGUGUCCACCUGUUGCUGUUGCUUCAUUAUGCUACUGCUCGUCGUCAUCGUCAUCGUCAUCGUCAUCGCCAUCGCCAUCGUCAUCUUCUCCUUCUGGGUGCUUAAUAUCGCUGCCAGUUAUAUCACCCAAUAAUUAUCAAAAUUAUAGUCACCAUCAACAUUAUCCUCGUUGUCCUUGUGACUGUUGUAGCGAAAGUUUUAAAGCAGUGUCCAAAGGAACUUUUUGAAGAGAAUUUAGUCGUUUACGCCAGUCUAUUCGAGAGGAGUGAAGAUUUCUUUUCCUGCGGGGGACUGCCCUCCAAAGAGCCUUUAUACCAUCAGCUGAAGAGACUUGAUCGUGCGUUUCAAAGCGAAUUGGAGAAAUGUCGAAAAAGCUUUUAGCAGAGCAUUUGGCAUCAAUAUCAAUCUCACAGAAAAAGUUAAAGGAGAUGGUUUCGCCUAAAGAAUAAUAAUCAAUAACUCACGGAUUAAGCUUAAGAGGGAUUCCAAUGGAUUUAUAUUAUUUUUUUACAAAUUCGUAUCCCUUCAGGAGAAGUGAAGACCUGGCUUUCACUUGUAUUUCUUGUCAAAGUCCCUUUCCUUUCGCCGCUAAAGAUUUGAUUAUAAUUUUGGGAUUCAGGGUAAAUUAAAGGAAUAUCUACGAUUUAUAUUCGGCGGGAGCCAAAUCCCGCACACCCAUUACUAUGUCUUUCGC